Oreochromis aureus is the source of this 2378-nucleotide messenger RNA. RefSeq lists its product as uncharacterized. The coding region runs from base 123 to 1715 and encodes 530 amino acids. The transcript has 6 exons. The record is from RefSeq and is a predicted model, not a curated record. Lineage: Eukaryota; Metazoa; Chordata; Actinopteri; Cichliformes; Cichlidae.
CUCCAUUUUGUCAGAGCAGCAGAAACUUGGUGACAUGUGGCCCCUGGCUUCAUACACUGUGGGAAGAAAACGCUUCGUAACCCUGAAACGUUACAUCUGCGCUGAAUAAUAGGUUGAACGAGAUGGAGGCAAAGCUUCGUGUAAUUAUUGAUGACCAAAUUGAGAAGUUGGUUCUUCCGUCAGGGAUCCCACCAACAGUGGAGGAGCUGGAGAGUGUUGUGAAGGAUACUUUUGAGAUUUCAAACGACUUCAGUCUUCAGUAUUUUGACCCAGAAUUUCAGGACUACUUCACUCUUCAUAAAGCUGACCAGAUAAAAGACAAAUACACUGUGAAGGUUGUUGGCAUCACCCCGGUCAUCCUAAGCUUGACUCCGGCUGAUGACAGUUUUGGGAGCCCCUCUGGUCAACUUUCAACUGACUAUGACUUCUCAUAUGCUGAGUCAGUUGUAUCCAGUGCAGACUCUACUGCAAACACAUCUCCUCAGGACACCAUUAUUCUCAAAAGGCAGAAGACCAAAGAACAUUGUGAGCCCUGGCCGAAGCAGUUCCUCAUUCCACAGUUUGCAUAUGAAACUGAGAUGUACCUGGAAAGAGCCACUGAGGAGUAUAAAAAGAAUGGAAAUCUUCUGCCCACCUCCAAAGUAAAGACUGACAUCCUCGAGAAGUUGGCUGAAACUAUAUUUACAUUUACGGCCCAUCCUUCUAGUGCACAGGUUAGUUACGUUGCUGAGGCACUUGUGAAAAAAUACCCUUGUCUCAAGGAACCUGGCUCUUUCUCAGGUUAUUAUGGUUGGCAACAAAGCAUCAAGUACAAGAUGGCAAAUUAUUGUACAAAACUUAGAGGGUUUGGUGUUCCUGAGUUGACAUGCAAUGCCAUGAAACACAAGAGUCCAGGUGACCAGAAGUCUGCAAAGAAAGUAAAAAAGCCUCGGAAAGCAGAGGUAAAUUACCUUCCUCCAUAUCCAGCAGGUGAAGAUGAGGACAGUCAAGAAGAAGAGAGAAUCCAGUUGCUUACUGAAGUCAAGAAAAGAGACAACAACAAAGUGAUAAAAGAAAAAAUGGCAAAAACAUUUGCACAUAGACGACAUGAAAUCGUCAACCUGUCCCCCAGCAUUGAGGACAUCAAAGCCAGAUGGCCAGCUUUGUUUGAGGCAUCUCAUCUGCAGGAUGAGUUCUACAGGAUCACCCUGGUACACCUUGAACCCAAAUUCAUGUCCAUGCUGGAUGAAUACACUCCCAAACUGUUGGCCCUUUUCCAUUCCAAGGGGGGAGCCAUGGGAUUGAAGUUGCAGGCUAUCAUAGCCAAGUCACCAAGCAAUCCUAGCAAUAACAUAACCAGAAAUCUGGUCAUUCAGUGCUUGAUGGUGUACCUUGGGGAGUCCAUUGAUCAACUGAUCAAAGAGUACAGUGAUGCUGAUGGGGAUAGUGUGUCACAAGGUCUUUCUGAACAGAGGAUGAAAAUCUACAAAAUCAAGGCUGUUGGAUCUGAGGAGGAUGACAUUGGCAUUGUGCUGGAGGGUGUGAGAGUUAUGCCUGCUCUGGGUAAUUUUCCAAAAGCAUGUGCAAUGCUUGUUGGAUUGACAUAUGCAGUCGACCUUGCCUAUCCCAAAGAGCUAAAAUACACCUUGGAAGUAUUCCAGAAACUUUUCCUUGAACUGGAUUGUGCUAAGCUCUCACCAAAAGUGAACAGUCUCAAGAAUAAGUUAAUGGCUUAAACACGGACUCUGAAAGAAUGAAAGGGAAGUAAGCUCACUGAAAACUUUUGGAUUGUCAGCUAUCUUUUCAGACCUGCAAUGUGUCAGGCUGUAUUUGUGCUCUUUAUUUUAAUGUUUGUUUUUUAUUACCUACAAGUUUCGUAGGAAUGUUCUGUUUGAAAGGCAACAAAUUGGAGGAGUCUCUAGUGAAGCUUUUCUUUGUUUAUAGUGUAUGUUACUAUAAAACAUUAGUUUAAAACAACUUUAAAAUUUAACAGAAUUGCAGUCCUGUAGCUGUAGAAAUGUUACUUUCUCUUACAUGUGUCUUAGAUUUUCUUAGGUUAAAGAUCCAAAUUGGGAUAAAAGUUUGAUUUACAUUAUUGAUAUUCCAUGUACAUGAGUGAUAAACCUCUGUUCUACAGUUAUAUUGAGUGAUUCAAUUUUUUUUAAGUUACAGUCUAAUCUAAUGAUUCAUUUCUUUUUUACAAAACUGGUUUACAUUCAUGUAGUUUCUUUAUGUUGCUGUUGCUCUGUGCACAGAGCUGUGUGAUAAACUGUUUAUCACCUAAAACAAAUUUACAGCAGAGGAAUGUAUUUAGGAGAUCAGGAGAUUGUUGAUAGGAAUUCAGUGUAUAGAAAAAGAAAAAUGUUAUAUUAUAAAUUACCUUGUUUUAUUUUCCACAA